CUUCUGGCUCUCGCUUUAGAUCUUGUGUUUGAAGCUACAAAGGCAUAUUGAGAAAUCACGCGUGGGUUACCCUACAUCUCCGUGUUUUUGGUAAAGGAUUCAUUGUCUCAGGAAUCAUGGCUUCUCAGGUGAGGCAGAACUUCCAUCAGGAGUGUGAGGCGGCCAUCAACAGACAGGUCUACCUGGAGCUGUACGCAUCAUACGUCUACCUGUCCAUGGGUUAUUAUUUCGACAGGGAUGACAAGUCUUUGCCCAAUUUUGCUAAGUUUUUCCACGAGCAGUCUAAGGAGGAGAGAGAACAUGCAGAGAAGCUGAUGAGUCUGCAGAACCAGAGAGGAGGACGGAUCUACCUUCAGGACAUCAAGAAGCCGGAUCGGGAUGAGUGGGGCAGUGGUCUGGAAGCGCUGGAAUGUGCUCUGGCUCUGGAAAAGAGCGUAAAUCUGUCGCUACUGGAACUGCACAAGGUCGCGACUCAACACAACGAUCCACAUGUUUGUGAUUUCCUGGAGACGCAUUACCUGGACGAGCAGGUGAAGUCCAUUAAAGAGCUGUCCGACUGGGUGGGCAGCCUGAGGCGUAUGGGAGCUCCUCAGAACGGCAUGGCCGAGUAUCUGUUCGACAAGCACACUCUGGGGAAGAAAAGCUCUUAGACAGUCAGUGUCUCCUGUUUAUGAGGAAACCAGUCAGUCAGCCAAUCAUAGUCAUGCUGGAAACCCUGCUGUAGUUUACUAGAGAUUCUGCCCGAACCUUUGAUAAGCCAUUGCUAUAGCCAGGGUUCGAAUUACACAUUGGCCUUGUUCAUUACAAACAGUGAUAUAUGUAU
Messenger RNA from Rhinichthys klamathensis goyatoka, 823 nucleotides. It is a transcript of the gene fth1b, whose product is annotated as ferritin, heavy polypeptide 1b. The record is from RefSeq and is a predicted model, not a curated record. Gene Ontology annotation, biological process: iron ion transport; intracellular iron ion homeostasis. The transcript is spliced from 5 exons. NCBI's taxonomy places the organism in Eukaryota, Metazoa, Chordata, Actinopteri, Cypriniformes, Leuciscidae. The coding region runs from base 117 to 650 and encodes 177 amino acids. Gene Ontology annotation, molecular function: ferric iron binding; ferrous iron binding. Gene Ontology annotation, cellular component: cytoplasm.